AUGGCAAACAGUGCCCCUCGGGAACAGAGUCACCACCACUGCUCAGCCGUCAACAGCAGCCUCCCGCUGAUGCAGAGCAACCUCCCCACCCUGACCUUAUCUGGCAAGAUCCGAGUGACAGUUACUUUCUUCCUUUUCCUACUCUCCACAACUUUUAAUGCCUCUUUCUUGCUGAAACUUCAGAAGUGGACUCAGAAGAAAGAGAAAGGGAAAAAGCUCUCAAGAAUGAAAGUGCUUUUAAAACAUCUGACCUUAGCCAACCUGUUGGAGACUCUGAUUGUCAUGCCGUUGGACGGAAUAUGGAACAUUACAGUGCAGUGGUAUGCUGGAGAGCUCCUCUGCAAAGUGCUCAGCUAUCUGAAGCUUUUCUCCAUGUACACCCCAGCCUUCAUGAUGGUAGUGAUCAGCCUGGACCGCUCCCUGGCCAUCACAAGGCCGCUAGCUGUGAAAAGCAACAGCAAGCUCGGACAGUCCAUGAUCGGCGUGGCCUGGCUCCUCAGCAGCAUCUUUGCUGGACCACAGUUAUACAUCUUCAGGAUGAUCCAUUUAACAGACAGCUCCGGCCAGACAGGAGGUUUCUCUCAGUGUGUAACACACUGCAGUUUUCCACAAUGGUGGCAUCAAGCUUUUUAUAACUUUUUCACCUUCAGUUGCCUCUUCAUCAUCCCUUUUCUCAUCAUGUUAAUCUGCAAUGCAAAAAUCAUCUUCACCCUAACUCAAGUCCUUCAUCAGGAUCCUCACAAACUACAACUGAAUCAAUCCAAGAACAAUAUACCGAGAGCUCGGCUGAGGACCCUAGAGAUGACGGUUGCAUUUGCCAUUUCCUUUACUGUCUGCUGGACUCCUUACUAUGUCCUAGGAAUUUGGUAUUGGUUUGAUCCUGAAAUGUUAAACAAGGUUUCAGAUCCAGUAAAUCAUUUCUUCUUUCUCUUUGCUCUUUUAAAUCCAUGCUUUGAUCCACUGAUAUAUGGAUAUUUUUCUAUGUAGUUGAUAGACUACAGAGGAAGUCAUGUAAAGAGCAAGGUAAGAAGCUCCUUCAUAUGGGAAUGAUAAACACAAAGGUUGCAGUAUACUUAGAUACAAACAAGGCAGAUAUUAAGGUUGUGUUAUCAUCCCUAUUCUUUUAGAAAUUACAUUAUCAGAGACUUAAAUACCAGAAAAAGAAAACCUUCAGGGAAAAUUAUGAAAUAUUUCUCAAUAAGCUUCUGAAUUAACUGCUGCCCUUUCUAAACACCUAUAACACAUUGUAUGGGUUUCUUAUCACUUUCUCCUUGUAUAAUAAUAUAUAAAUAUUCAAAAGAGCCAUGACUUGAGGCAAAGAAAUUCCAAAAUAUAAGACUGAGAAACCACAAUACAAUUUUAACAUAGGCAUGCCUUGCAGAAUUCCAAGAGGCUUAGCAGCAAUUACAACCUUAUACUGCAGUAAUACACAGAGCACAGAGACAGAAAUUCCCCUGCCCAUAAGGUCAAUUUUCCCUCUUGUAGUUACAAAAAAUAUGAUGAGCCUUAUUUUUACUUUGGCUUCCGAAGCCUUCUGCAGUUCGUAGUAUUCAGCAACCAACACCCCAUCCAUCCAACUCCACCAAACUGACGAGACAUAAAAUAGUCCUUCACUGUGAAGUGUCUUCAUAAAAAGGGAAGUUGUAGCGGGGUUAGGAUUUGGAUGGGGGUUAGAACAUCUAUCCCUCUAGGCUAGAUGGUCUGUGGAGUUUGUUAUUUUUACAUACAAUUAAGAAAGACCUAAACACAUUAUGUUUACCCUCUGGUAUAAUAUAAAAGAUUUUUUUCUAUCUUCUGAUUUUACUAAAUUCAUAAUCCACAAAUCAGUGAGAAAAAUAAUAAGAAACCAAGCAAAUACACAACUUAGAAGAUAGUUGAUACAUAACAGGAACUCUGAAAACUACAGUUUCAGUAAUACAGACCAAAGAAGACAGAAGAGAAAGAAAAACUCUGUGUAACCAACACCUACUGAUGUUCAUAUUAAGUGAUACAGUUUCUAAAAUACGUCAACACAAUACUUCUUUUAAUUCAGGCCUGUUUCUUCCCAUUCCAUAAAAAGGGGGAGAGCAUGAAAAUAAUGAGACUGUAAUAUCCAUUAAAUGAGAAAAGCAUAUAAGGGACUUAAAAGAAAUUCAACCAUUAUUUAACUUCUUUAUAAAAAUAGGUAAAGCACCAUUGUAUUCAUAUGAUAUAUGUAGUACCACAAAAGAGGUAAUUUCCAAUAUUCCAGGACACGUAGAAUCAUGGAAAGUAAAUUGCUAAUUAGACUAAUGGUAGGCCUUUUCAUAUUUUUCCCCUCUCCUACUUUCAGUACUUUCAGUUUAAGUGGGUAGUGGUGUGUGUGUGCUCCACAUUCUAGAUUAUUUUCCAGUUCUGUCUCCUCUGAUCCUAUUUCUGUCACCAUUGAUCUCCUGCCCUCUACUCUGUCAUUCAUAUCAUAUCUUCUCUUUUACUAAAUUCGUACAUUUAAUUGAAUCCAUGCCCCCACUCUACAGUUGAAUUGGACAAGGCUCAAAUUUGUAAAGUGCUAAAUGCUCAGUUAAUUUUAAAGGCAUGCAUAUUGACACCAAGAUUUUGUAGUUGUGCUAGAUGACACAGUAAUAUAAAUAAGUCACAACAAAACCAAUCUUCUCCAAGUCUCUUUAUUAUACAUUUAUUCCUAAACUGGUAACAAUUCUUACUUCUGGAUUUAAAGGUAAAAAUAACACACAUAUGCAAGAUAUAAUCUAAGAGCUUUAUUAGAUAUGUGCUUAAUGAACUUAAGUCAGCUUGGCUCUUACAUGUUCAAGAAACUGUCUACUUAGAUAUGUUCUCAGGUAUUUUUUUGAUAUAUUAAUGAAAGGGCUAAUCAAAAUCUUGAUGCAGGUGUCUUUAACCUGUGGUCCAUAUACAAAACUAUAUUCCAAUGCAACUGCUUUCCCUUUACUCCUAUUAGUCACAGGAAUUAAAGUACAGCAUAGGGAAUAUAGUCAAUAAUAUUUUUAAUAUUUUUGUAUGCUGACAGAUGGCAACUACACUUAUUGCGGUGAGCAUUUAAUAAUGUAUAUUAUUGUCAAAUCACUAUGUUGUACACCUGAAACCAAUGUAACACUGUAUAUCAAUUGCAUUCCAAUAAAAAAGCCCCCCAAAAUCAAGCUUCAAACAAUUAAUCUAAUUUUAAGAGUUAUAAAGUCCAUGCAUAGAAACAGU
Manis pentadactyla (Chinese pangolin) is the source of this 3189-nucleotide messenger RNA. It is a transcript of the gene GNRHR, whose product is annotated as gonadotropin releasing hormone receptor. Gene Ontology annotation, molecular function: peptide binding; gonadotropin-releasing hormone receptor activity. The record is from RefSeq and is a predicted model, not a curated record. Gene Ontology annotation, biological process: G protein-coupled receptor signaling pathway. The transcript is spliced from 3 exons. NCBI's taxonomy places the organism in Eukaryota, Metazoa, Chordata, Mammalia, Pholidota, Manidae. Bases 1 to 987 code for a protein of 328 amino acids. Gene Ontology annotation, cellular component: membrane.